AUUUAGUUUUUAUUUUUAAAUAAAUUAAUACGCUGUAGUUUUUAUACAAAUGGACAAGCGCAAAAUGAUGCCCAAAAGACCACGUAUGGAUAAUUUACGCGGACCAAUUGCAAAUGGUCCAAUGCAAACGCGACCGUUAGUUGCAUUAUUAGAUGGCAGAGACUGUUCAAUUGAAAUGCCAAUAUUAAAAGAUGUUGCCACAGUCGCAUUUUGUGAUGCUCAAAGUACGUCAGAAAUACAUGAGAAAGUAUUGAAUGAAGCUGUUGGGGCUUUAAUGUGGCAUACAAUUAUACUAACAAAAGAAGAUUUGGAAAAAUUUAAAACAUUACGAAUUAUUGUACGAAUUGGUUCGGGUGUUGAUAAUAUUGAUGUGAAAGCAGCAGGCGAGCUUGGUAUUGCUGUGUGCAACGUACCUGGUUAUGGUGUGGAAGAAGUCGCAGAUACGACAUUAUGUCUUAUACUAAAUUUAUAUAGACGCACAUAUUGGUUAGCAAAUAUGGUUCGAGAAGGGAAAAAAUUCACAGGUCCUGAACAAGUACGUGAAGCAGCUCAAGGUUGCGCUAGAAUACGAGGGGACACAUUAGGAAUAGUAGGACUAGGACGAAUUGGUUCAGCAGUAGCAUUACGAGCAAAAGCAUUCGGAUUUAAUGUGAUUUUUUAUGAUCCAUACCUUCCAGACGGCAUAGAAAAAUCACUUGGAUUAACACGAGUAUAUACUCUACAAGAUUUAUUAUUCCAAUCAGACUGUGUAUCUUUGCAUUGCACGCUAAACGAGCACAAUCAUCAUUUAAUAAAUGAAUAUACAAUUAAACAAAUGAGACCUGGAGCAUUUCUAGUAAACACUGCACGAGGUGGUUUAGUUGAUGAUGACUCAUUGGCAACAGCAUUAAAGCAAGGACGAAUUCGAGCCGCUGCACUUGAUGUACAUGAAAAUGAACCGUAUAAUGUGUUACAAGGGCCGUUAAAAGAAGCCCCUAAUUUAUUAUGUACGCCUCAUGCCGCCUUUUACAGUGAUGCUUCGGCAACAGAAUUACGAGAAAUGGCUGCAAGUGAAAUACGUAGAGCUAUUGUAGGACGUAUUCCAGAAUGUUUACGGAAUUGUGUGAAUAAAGAGUACUUUAUGGGUACUGCUGGAUAUCCUGAAGGCAUGAAUGUUUUAGUAUCGCCAGCGGCAGGUAUCAAUGGUGGCUAUUAUGCAGGUGCAUUGCCAGUACAACAGGCGCAUUCCACGACCCCACAUGAAGUACCCCAUUCAGUAGCGCAACCUCCAGGAGCAGCGGCGGCUCCUGCAAGUGCGGCUGGUGCUCCAGUUUUGUCACAUGCCAUCCAACCAUUAAGUACGCCGGAUCCUUCAAAUCAUCAUUCGCAGAAACCAGAAUCAUCAGAAGUGCACUAACAGCACGCUGUUGUUUAAUUCGAGAGUUCAACCAUUUUACUUCAACAACUACAAAAAACCAUUUCAAAUUGAAGAAUUUAACUUAAAAAAAAAAUCAAAACAAAACAAAAAAAUAUUAAAAAAUAU
Molecule: messenger RNA, 1522 nt
Organism: Chrysoperla carnea
Lineage: Eukaryota; Metazoa; Arthropoda; Insecta; Neuroptera; Chrysopidae
Gene: CtBP
Product: C-terminal-binding protein
Exons: 4
Coding region: 50-1396 (448 amino acids)
Molecular function (GO): oxidoreductase activity, acting on the CH-OH group of donors, NAD or NADP as acceptor; transcription corepressor activity; NAD binding
Source: RefSeq, a predicted model, not a curated record